GAAGAGAAAGAAGAAGAAGAAGAAGAGGAGGGUGAUAUAAAGCGGAAACUGCGCAUGUGUGAAGGAGCUUUUGCAGCUCAACACUUUAGAACUUUCUUUUAUUAAGUAAGGAGGGCACCAGGAAAUAUAUCACAACAAAACCAUAACGGUAACUCCACAGACCGGUGAGAACAACGUUUAAGGGUUACACUAAUAGUUGUCUACUGUGACGCGCAGUCCAACUUUCGAAACAUUUCACUUCGUGAGCAUCCUCAAAUUCAGACAUCGGUUUUGAAUGCGCCGGUUUGCUAAUCAUUGUGGUUUAAUGAUUGCAUAAUUAAAGUAAAUAGAGUGAGCUUUACACGACCAAUAGUUGAGUUUCCUCAGAAAACUCAUGGACCCCAAUGGAGCCACAGAGGGUCCUCGGCCAGAUGGGGGACGCUUCAAUAAUUUAAGGACAGUUGUGGAAACCAGGGUCAAGCAUAAUGACGGGUCAAGAGUAAAAGAAACUCCGUUCCACCUAGUCAGCACACGACCUCGUGUUUCUCCGCUAAGGUUGGAACCUCCUGGCACCUUGCUCUUUGGCACAAUUGGACAACUAAAUGCUCGGCUUCUUCAGAAGGAUGUACUUGUUGCAGCAUCAGUCGAAAGUACAGGCGCGCAAGCGUCCGAUACAAGGAGUGACUGCGCCACGUCAAGUGAAAAUACCCAAACAAGUACACGUGGAGAGGAGCCUGCUGAGAGCAAAAUAAAGUUGGACCUGGCAGACAAGCAGCCUUCUGCCGCACCUGAGGCCACAGAGAUUUGUCUUAAAGAUGGUGAAGAGAGAGUUCCCUUCAUUUCCACUAAACCACACUCAGCUGUGAAGAAGAAGAAACGAAAGAUGGGACUCUACAACUUUGCCCCCAAAAAGAAGGCAAAGCCCCUGAAACACCUGCAAAAAAAGUAUGAUUCUCACAACAUAGUGCAGAUGAGCCAUGUUGGAGGAGAUGAGAUAUCUAUGAUUACAAAAUCAGGAAGUGCCUCAAGUAUGCGAAGUGAAUCUUUCAUUGAAGCACAAUCUGGAGAACCAAACCAUGUUGAAUACACAGAGCUGAAUUUAGCCUGCCUUGAUCUGAAAAGUCAGGAAGAGUUACUACUUCUGCCACACUCAACAGAACUUGCUCAGGCGACAGAAUCAGACCUGACUGAGGAGUUACCAUUGUGCUGCUGUCGUAUGGAGACUCCUCCCUAUGAAGGCAGAUUGUCUGAAAAGGAUCAGACCUGUAUGGCCAUGGAGAGCGCAGAUGGAAUGCCGAAUCGCUGUCAGAGACGCGCGAUGAAGCAUGAAAUGAUGAGACCUUCCAAUGUCGUCAGUUUGCUGGUUCUGUGUGAGAAUCACCGGGCCAGCAUGGUUAAACACCAAUGCUGCCCUGGCUGCGGACUCUUCUGUAGUGUGGGCACCUUCAUGGAGUGCCAGCCCCAUGGUAACAUUUCCCACCGCUUUCACAAGGACUGUGCCUCCGUUUUAAAGGAUCGCAGGUUUUGUCCCCACUGUGGAGAGGAUGCCAGUGGGGCAAAAGAGAUCACAGUGCCCUCACCCCCCCUCCAAAGAUCAAACGGAGGACCAUCACUUGCAUCUCCUCUGCCAAAACCUGCUACACAGAGACUCAGGGCGAAAAAGACUUGCGAGCCACAAAGGAAUAGAGAGCCGUACUUCAGCAGUGGCACUGCAGGCACAAGUCCGAACGAAUCGCUAGAGAGUAUACUGAUGGGACUAGAUGAUGAAAACCUGACACCAACAAAAGUCAAUUACCCUACUGGACAGCUCUACAUUUCUGCAGAAGGAGGGGAGCUCCAGAGGGUCAUUCAUCUGUUAGUUGAUGGAAAGGAUCCCAACAUUCUGAUAGAUUCGCAAAACAAGCGAACACCUCUACAUGCUGCUGCUGCGGAAGGGCAUGAGGAAAUUUGCCACAUGCUAAUCCAGGCUGGAGCCAACCUGGAGAUGUUUGAUGAAGAGCAGAGAACACCCCUGAUGGCAGCUUGUGAAAAUAACCAUUUAGAUACAGUAAAGUACCUGGUUAGAGCUGGAGCAGCUAUUAACCACAAGGAUGUAAUGGGUUUCACCUGUCUGCAUCUGGCUUCUAAACUGGGACAUUAUGACAUUGUGCAACAUCUUCUCUCAAGGACAUCCAAGUACAUUAACUGCCAGGAUUAUGGCGGCUGGACACCCAUCACCUGGGCAAUCGAGCACAAGCACAAGAAGGUGUUCUACCUGUUGCUGGCCAAUGGGGCAGACGUUAACAUCAGAGACAAGGAACAGAACAUCUGCCUGCACUGGGCAGCUUUAUCGGGGUGUGCUGAUGUCACUCAGGCUUUGCUGGAUGCACAGUGUGACCGAAAUGCUGUCAAUAUUCAUGGGGACCUGCCAGUUCAUGUGGCUGCCAGAGAAAACCACCUGGAAUGUGUAAUGUUGUUUUUGUCGAAUGGAGUUAACCUCAAUCUGAAAAACAGAGAAGGACAAACUGCCUUGGACUGUUGCAUCAAUGGCUCAAACGUUUGGAUGGCCCUCAACGCAAGCAAAAAGCUGACUGAUACCAGGAGGAACCGAGACUCUCUUGGUGAGCAGGUCCUCAUAAGAGAUAUUUCUCGGGGGUAUGAGAAAGUUCCCAUAAACUGCGUCAAUGGUGUUGACAACGAGCCAUAUCCUGGAAACUUUAAAUACAUACCAGACAACUGUGUCACUUCCCUGGUGAACAUCAACAAGGACAUAACUCACCUGCAGCAUUGCAGUUGCACAGAUGACUGCUCAUCCAGUACCUGCACUUGUGGUCAGCUCAGUCUGCAAUGUUGGUAUGAUAGUGAGGGCCGCCUGUUGCUGGACUUUUGUCAGCAGGAUCCUCCAGUGCUCUUUGAGUGUAACCACGCCUGUUCAUGUUGGAGGACCUGCAAGAAUCGAGUUGUUCAAAAUGGACUGAGAGUCCGUCUUCAGCUCUUCAAAACAGAGAAAAUGGGCUGGGGAGUGAGAGUCAUGCAGGAUGUCCCUCAGGGGACAUUUAUUUGCGAGUAUGUUGGUGAGAUCAUAACCGACACGGAGGCUAACACAAGAGAGAAUGAUUCUUUCCUCUUUACACUUAACGAUAAGGUAGAUGACAUACAUUGCAUCGAUGCGAGACUUUUUGGGAACAUUGGCCGCUUCAUUAACCAUCUGUGUGAGCCCAACCUAUUGCCCGUGAAGGUAUUCACCAUGCAUCAGGAUUUGCGAUUCCCUCGGAUUGCUUUCUUCUCCAGCAGAGCCAUUAAAGCUGGUGACCAGAUCGGGUUUGACUAUGGCGAUCACUACUGGAUGGUGAAGAGUAAAUACUUCAGCUGCGAGUGUGGCUCACCCAAGUGUCGCUACGAUUUUGGAAGUUUGACAUCGAUGACCACAUCAUAGUACAGCUGGAGUUUCUCUUCCUCUCUCUUACUGUAUAUGUGACGUACUACGUGCCAUAUCGCUGGCGUCGUGCCCAAACAUCCUGUCAAAAGUUGGCAAAUCACAACUCUACACUAUUGGUCAGUCCACACAUCUGCAUUGGGUUAUUUUUUUUACAAAUGAUUGAGCAGUUUAGUGUUGAUGUGGCUUGCUCUCUAUGACGAUGCAAUGUUAAUGGUUGUGAAACCUGUUUAUUUGAUCUUAUGAAAAUGAUGAUCUUGGAGGUGCCAGGAUGACGCCGGUAAUGUUUAAGCUAUUAAAUGCAUUUUUGUUCACA
Messenger RNA from Hippocampus comes (tiger tail seahorse), 3710 nucleotides. RefSeq names its product euchromatic histone-lysine N-methyltransferase 1a (gene ehmt1a). Lineage: Eukaryota; Metazoa; Chordata; Actinopteri; Syngnathiformes; Syngnathidae. Gene Ontology annotation, biological process: peptidyl-lysine dimethylation; negative regulation of transcription by RNA polymerase II. Gene Ontology annotation, molecular function: histone H3K9 methyltransferase activity; p53 binding; zinc ion binding. The record is from RefSeq and is a predicted model, not a curated record. Gene Ontology annotation, cellular component: chromatin; nucleus. The transcript has 22 exons. Bases 374 to 3394 code for a protein of 1006 amino acids.